Oncorhynchus tshawytscha (Chinook salmon) is the source of this 2037-nucleotide messenger RNA. Its product is annotated as acyl-coenzyme A thioesterase 11. Bases 271 to 2034 code for a protein of 587 amino acids. Gene Ontology annotation, cellular component: extracellular exosome. The record is from RefSeq and is a predicted model, not a curated record. The transcript has 16 exons. Gene Ontology annotation, molecular function: lipid binding; thiolester hydrolase activity. NCBI's taxonomy places the organism in Eukaryota, Metazoa, Chordata, Actinopteri, Salmoniformes, Salmonidae.
CAUUACUGUUACUCUAAGAUGGCAACUCAUCGCGAAUGUGCCAAUUGAAUCUUAACAAGGUGAAAAAGUCAGUGGUUGUAUUUGAUUAACAUUUUAUUAAAAAGUAGGUAUUUUGGCAAACAAAGAAAGGCAUGCAUCUACAGAGGACAAACAUAGGUACACAGUAAGGGUUUUAGAAUGGAAAUGUUUUCGGUAUUGACUGCAUGGUGCCUCGGACUCCGUACGUGGAAUCAUCGUAGAGAGAGGAGACAUAAGAUCUGAGACCCUAAGAUGAGCAGACCCCAGGAUGAGUUGGCAGAGGAGGGGGAGGAGGUGUUCAGGAACCUUACAGAGGUAAAGAAGAGCCAGAUAGUGAUGCCCUGCCAUGCCAACCACCGGCAGGAGCUCAGUGUGGGUCAGCUGCUCAAAUGGAUGGACUCUACAGCCUGUCUUUCAGCUGAAAGGCAUGCUGGGUGUCCUUGUGUCACCGCCUCGGUCGAUGACAUCCACUUUGAACACACUAUUGGGGUUGGACAGGUGGUCAACAUCAAGGCCAAAGUCAACCGAGCUUUCAACACCAGCAUGGAGGUUGGCAUCGUGGUGAACUGUGAGGACCUGUUCAGCGAUAGCCACUGGAGGGUGUGUCAGGCAUUUGCCACGUUUGUCACCCAGCGCACUACGGGAGGGAAGGUGCAGCUGCGUCCGUUGGUCCCCUGUACUCAGGCGGAGCAGGUGGAGCACAGCCUAGCAGCUGAGAGGAGGAGGAUGAGGCUGGUCCACGCUGACAUCAUGAAGGACCUGCUCACCAACAGGGCCUUUCAACAAGUGGAGGUCCAGGAGGCUGAGAAGGCAGUGCCAGCAGAGAGGACGCAGGUAGAGAGUGUAGAGUUGGUUCUCCCUCCUCAUGCCAACCACCAGGUCAACACGUUCGGAGGACAGAUCAUGGCCUGGAUGGAGAACGUGGCUACUAUCGCUGCUAGUCGUCUGUGUAACGCCCACCCCACCCUGCGGAGCAUUGACAUGUUCCAUUUCAGGGGUCCCUCACAAGUGGGCGACCGGCUGGUCCUCAAAGCCAUCGUAAACAACGCAUUCAAGAACAGCAUGGAGGUGGGCGUGUGUGCAGAGGCCUAUCAGGGGGAGGAACCUCUGAGGCACAUCAACAGCGCCUUCAUGAUCUUUGAGGUCUGCGACAGGGAUGGCAAGCCCUGCACGUUGCCAAAAAUACAACCUGAACCCCUGGAGGGAAGGAGACGUUAUCAGGAGGCCAUCGCUAGAAAGAAAAUACGACUUGACAGGAAGUACAUAAUAUCCUGCAAGCAGACCGAGGUGCCCUUAUCUGUACCGUGGGACCUCAGUAACCAGGUGUACCUGAGCUACAACAACGUGUCUGCUUUGAAGAUGCUGGCUACCAGAAACAACUGGGUGUUAAACUCUGAGAAAAACAAGGUGAGCCUGUACACCCUGGAGCAGAAGCAGGUGUUGAGUUUUAAGAUUGAGUUUGAGGCAGACGUCCCGGCUGAGAGGGCCUUCAUGGUGCUCUCUGACCUCGGCAAGAGAGUGGAGUGGGAUCCAAACUACGAGAGGUGUGAGCUGAUUCGUAAGGUGGACGAUGAUGACUUUCUGUACCGCGUGGUGACUCCCUCCAUAUGCCGGGGUGGGGUCAGUUGCAGCUCUUCAGCCAAUCAGGGAGGGAUGGUCCAGGACUUCAUUCUCCUGGCCUCCAGGAGACCACCGUGUGACAGCGGGGACCCUUAUGUUAUUGCUCUGCGUUCGGUCACUCUACCCACACACCCUCCUACAGAGGGCUACAACAGAGGGGAGGUGCUGUGUGCCGGCUUCAGCAUCAUGGAGGUCUCCAACACUGUAUCCAAGAUCUCCUACUUCAACCAGGCGUCUCCCGAGGUCCUGCCCUACAUCUCCACAGACAUCGCCGGGCUCUCCUCCAGCUUCUACAGCACCUUCUGCACCUGUAGUACCUUCCUCCAGGACAACAGGGACAACCCUAACCCCAAAGACCAACCACCCUCCUCCACACUGAAUAGUACACUACUGUAACCC